AUGACUUCCAAACCAUUCAACGUGCUAACUAAGGAACUCGUCUUUCUGAAAAAUAAAUCUUCGACACAAACGAUUCGAAUCGAAAGACUCGAUCCUUCUGUUCUCGGAAUCAGAGCUUCGCACAACCUACCGGAAUGCUUCACACUUACUCCCAGUCAAGUUGUCACUCGUUUGCCGUAUGAAUACGAAGUUUAUUAUGACUCUUCGAAAAAUGAUGGUUUGACGAUUCCGGAAACUAUACAUAUCAAGUUCACAGAGAAGAUAUUUAUGGCGGAGGGUUUGAUUGAUGGAGUAACGAUUAGAGUGAGAAUUGCGGAGAAAAAGACAAAGCUCGAAUCCCUUGAAUGCAAGUUGUGUCUUCUUCAAUUUUCUGAAGAGAAAGAGGAUCUGAUUCCAAGAAUACUAACUACAUGUGGACACACAAUAUGCCAGAGCUGCGUGAAUCAAAUAAAACCGCCGCAGCCAUCUAUUUUCGGAAUCGAUGUACAAUGCCCCUUUGACAGAAAGUCUACCAAUCUCCCUCCGGAUGGAAUGCUUCCAAAAAACUUCACUGUGAUCGAGCUGCUUCGAGAACACGAAGAAAUUGCGAUUCUGGAGAAGCUGACAGCGACAAAACUUUGUGAGGAUCCAGAUGUACCGUGCUUCGAGAAUUCCAAACAUGAAUCUACAUGCUAUUGCACUUUGUGUAAAGCAGAGUUUUGUGAAGGAUGUUUUGAAAUCACACACGCUUCUAAAAUUUUCUCAAGUCAUAAAGCUAUACCGAUUGAUCAAAAGCCAGUAGUUCUUCCAAAUUGUGCAGUUCAUCCGGAUAGCUUGGUUUAUUACUUGUGCAAGAGCGAAACUUGCCAAACUGAAACAAAACUUUUCUGUGAUGAAUGUAAACUCAAUGAACACGAAUCUCAUGAACAUGACAACCUUGCUGAGAGAGUUGUCACCAACCAAGAUAAUCUCAAGGAAAUUAUCAAAAACCUUAAAUCAACCGAACGGAAAUUCCAACUCAAAAUAGAAACAGCACAAACAUGUGGUCAAAGUUAUAGGAAAGAUACGAAACUCUAUACGGAUAAGGUAGAGUCCAUUAAAAGAUAUUUCGAAGCGAAGAAGGAGGAAGCCCUGAAAAAGUUGGAUAACUAUUUUGAAACAGAGAGGGAGAAACUGGAAGUUGAAAAAGAAGAAAUCGAGCAUGGAUUGGGAUUGGUGACGGAGGUUCGACGGGAUAUAGAGAAAAUGUUAAAGAGGAAAAACAAUUUGUAUGAUGUCGAAGAAAUUAUGGAGAAAGGCAACGCGUUGUGCUCGUUAGAGGCGGGGAGUGGAGCUCUCAUCGUACCCUUCUCCACGAUUUCACUGCCGGAUGACAUGUCUACUGAAAGCUUGCCAAUAAUCACUUUCUCGAGCUCCCCACCAUCCACAGAAUCAGCUAACGUAGAGCGAAAAAGUGUUGUUCGGGAUGAUCUGAUUAGAGCGAUUGAUCGGAGACUGAUAAAAGCGACGAGAAAAUACUCACAGAAGAAAUAUUAUAAUUUGAAAUAA
Molecule: messenger RNA, 1527 nt
Organism: Caenorhabditis remanei
Lineage: Eukaryota; Metazoa; Nematoda; Chromadorea; Rhabditida; Rhabditidae
Exons: 7
Coding region: 1-1527 (508 amino acids)
Molecular function (GO): zinc ion binding
Source: RefSeq, a predicted model, not a curated record